AGUUAUCUGACCGUUUUCCAAGCAUGCCUCAAAGUAAAACUAGCCGUUACAAUUGGCUUCAACCUCUGAUUUCUUCUCCCAACGAAUAAUAAUAUUCAUUUUCAAUCUCUCUCAUCCCUGCCUGCUCCUCUCACGUGCUCUGCUCUUUCUAACAUUAUACUUAAAUUUCUGAAUUAAUUUCUCCCACUCUUAAAUCUACGUUUAUCAUUCAUUCAUCCUCUCUAUACAACCUGCUCAAUCACCUACGUUUAUCAUUCACAGACACAAGAGAAAAGAGGGAACAGAAGAGGAGAAAAACAAGAAACCCACUCCAGUUUUCCCCCCUUCUCUUCUCUUUUCCUUUCUUUUCUUUUUUCUCUUCAAGUUUCUGUUUCUUCUUUAUGUUCAUGGAAAAUACCCAUUUAAGUUUCUUCCCCAGCCAGAAUGACACAAACCCAUUUCAUUUUCUUUUAGAAAACUGGCGCCAUGUUUCACAUGCCAGGAGAACCAAAUGGAGUCUGCAUUUUUCACCUUUUCUUUCCAGCUGUUUGUUCUUGUUCCUACUUGUUCUUCGUUUCCAGCUUGUUUCAGGCAAUUCAUGGGAUGGGAUAAUUGUUACCCAGGCAGAUUAUCAAGCACUCCGAGCCAUCAAGCACGACCUAAUCGACUCCAGAAGAUAUUUACGAAGCUGGAAUGACAGUGGAUAUGGAGCUUGCUCGGGUGGGUGGGCUGGGAUCAAGUGUGUUAAGGGACAGGUUAUUGCCAUUCAGCUUCCUUGGAGAGGACUAGGCGGUCGAAUCUCGGAGAAAAUUGGACAGCUUCAAUCUCUUCGAAAGCUUAGUCUUCAUGACAAUGUUAUCACUGGCCCUGUCCCUUGGUCUCUUGGUUUCCUCCCGAAUCUCAGAGGAGUUUAUCUCUUCAACAACCGGCUUUCAGGUUCUAUCCCUCAAUCUAUUGGUAACUGUCCUAUUCUGCAGACUCUUGAUUUAAGUAACAAUUUACUUACUGGAGUAAUUCCUCCCAGCCUAGCCAACUCCACCAGGUUAUACAGACUCAAUCUGAGCUUUAAUGCUCUUUCUGGCUCUGUUCCGGCUAGUCUCACUAGGUCCUCUUCUCUUACCAUCCUUGCUCUCCAGCACAACAAUCUGUCUGGUCAAAUCCCUGACACUUGGGUUGGAGCAGAAAAUAACACAUACAAACUUAAGCUCUUGAUUCUUGAUCAUAAUCUUUUUCUCGGACCAUUUCCAGUUUCUCUAAGCAAGUUGGGUAUGCUUGAGCAGUUAUCUCUUAGUCAUAACCAGAUUGCUGGAACCCUACCCAGUGAGCUGGGUAGCCUCACAGAUCUCCAAAUGCUAGAUUUAUCUGACAAUGUUAUCAAUGGGAGCAUCCCUUCUAGCUUUUCCAACCUCUCCUCUCUUGUCUCCUUGAAUCUACAGAACAAUCACCUCAAUGACCAAAUUCCAGAAACAAUCGACAGGUUGCAGAAUCUCACAGAGUUAAACUUAAAGAAUAAUCAGUUCAGUGGCCAUAUCCCAGCUACUAUAGCAAAUAUAUCUGGCAUCCAAGAACUUGAUUUAUCAGAAAAUAAUUUCACAGGAGAAAUUCCUGCUCCACUCGCUAAACUAGCCAACCUUACUUCCUUUAAUGUUUCUUACAACAAGCUUUCUGGUUCAGUCCCAUCUCCGCUCUCCAAGAAAUUCAACUCAAGCUCUUUCAUGGGAAAUCUUCAGCUAUGUGGUUACAGCAGUUCAACCCUAUGUCCUUCUCCCGCACCUAUAACUCUUCCACCUUCACCAAUGGAGGCACCAAAACAUCAUCGCCACAAGCUUAGCAUCAAAGACAUCAUUCUCAUGGCCAUCGGUGCUCUACUAGCGGUUCUGCUGAUAUUAUGCUGCAUUUUACUCUGUUGUUUGAUGAAGAAAAAGGCCACUCUGAAACAAAGUAAUGGGAAAGAUACUGUACGCUCUGUUGCGGGAAAAGCUGAGAAGGGAGCACCAGUUGCAGGCGGCACUGAAGUGGAAUCAGGAAAUGAAAUGGGUGGAAAAUUAGUCCACUUUGAUGGACCCUUUGUGUUUACUGCAGAUGAUUUGUUGUGUGCAACUGCAGAGAUAAUGGGGAAGAGCACUUAUGGGACUGCAUACAAGGCAACUUUAGAGGAUGGUAAUCAAGUUGCAGUUAAGAGAUUAAGAGAGAAGACGACGAAAGGGCAGCGUGAGUUUGAAACUGAGGCUGCUGCAUUAGGGAAGCUCCGCCAUCCGAAUCUCCUAGCACUCAGAGCAUAUUAUCUCGGACCCAAAGGAGAGAAACUUCUGGUCUUCGAUUACAUGUCCAAGGGAAGUCUAGCAUCUUUCCUUCAUGCUCGCGGGCCAGAAACAACGAUUAGCUGGGCGACAAGGAUGAACAUAGCCAUGGGCAUUUCACGCGGAUUAAGCCAUCUCCACACCAAGGAAAACAUAAUCCAUGGAAACCUCACGUCAAGCAACGUACUGCUUGAUGAGCAGACCAAUGCCCAUAUUGCAGAUUACGGCCUUUCCCGGCUGAUGACUGCUGCUGCCAGCACCAAUGUGAUUGCCACGGCUGGAACGCUUGGGUACCGUGCACCAGAACUCUCGAAGCUAAAGAAUGCAAGCACGAAGACUGAUGUAUACAGCCUUGGAGUCAUUCUAUUGGAGCUGUUGACAGGAAGAUCCCCUGGUGAACCAACAAACGGAAUGGACCUUCCUCAGUGGGUGGCUUCCAUUGUGAAGGAAGAGUGGACUAAUGAAGUAUUUGAUUUGGAGCUAAUGAGAGAUUCGUCCACCAUAGGGGAUGAACUGCUUAAUACCUUGAAAUUAGCCUUGCACUGUGUUGAUCCUUCACCAUCCGCACGUCCUGAAGCUCAGCAAGUUCUGCAGCAGCUAGAGGAGAUUAAGCCAGAGAUGGUGGCCACUACUACUACUACUACUUCCGGUGAUGAUGGAGCUAAAGUCCCAUCAACUGGUGAAUAAGGAUUGGGCUGCAGAGAAUAAUGGGAUUGCUUCAUUUUUUUAGGUUCACAUAUAAGAAAAUAGGAAAAUAGUCGUCAUUCUUUGUUCUUGUGGGUUUGUUUUUUUAGCAUAUGUACAGACAAAGCUUGUAUGAGAUUCAUUCAUUAUUCUUUUUAAUCUUAGGACAAUAAUAUGUAUUGGUUUGAACUU
Messenger RNA from Carica papaya (papaya), 3155 nucleotides. RefSeq names its product inflorescence meristem receptor-like kinase 2 (gene IMK2). Lineage: Eukaryota; Viridiplantae; Streptophyta; Magnoliopsida; Brassicales; Caricaceae. Gene Ontology annotation, biological process: protein phosphorylation. Gene Ontology annotation, molecular function: protein kinase activity; protein binding; ATP binding. The record is from RefSeq and is a predicted model, not a curated record.